Messenger RNA from Episyrphus balteatus (marmalade hoverfly), 1210 nucleotides. It is a transcript of the gene Tap42, whose product is annotated as immunoglobulin-binding protein 1. Bases 86 to 1141 code for a protein of 351 amino acids. NCBI's taxonomy places the organism in Eukaryota, Metazoa, Arthropoda, Insecta, Diptera, Syrphidae. Gene Ontology annotation, molecular function: protein phosphatase 2A binding. The transcript has 3 exons. Gene Ontology annotation, cellular component: cytosol. Gene Ontology annotation, biological process: regulation of signal transduction; regulation of dephosphorylation. The record is from RefSeq and is a predicted model, not a curated record.
ACUCGAACUGUCAUCCAUAUUUUCAUCAUCCAUCCAUUCAUCUGAAACAAAAUAGUUUUUCGCAAAUCAAAAACCGACAAAAACAAUGGCAGAAUCUACAAAUUCGGAAGAUAAAAAACUCAAUGAAAUAUUUCUAGAUGGUUGGGAUUUAUAUGAGGAAUUAGAGAAAACAUCUUUACCAUUUUCAAGUGAUGCAUACCAAGAAAAAGUUAAAAAUUCCAUUAAAUCGUUUGAAGAAAGCACAAAAAUUGUCAACCAAAUAGGAAUGUUUAGUCCAAACGAACUUAUCGAUGAAGUUCCAACCGAACAUCUGCAAUAUCUCUUGCUUCCGUUUUUCUUGGCAAAAUUGUCAACCAAACAGAGUGACUCGGAUAGGGCUAGGCUGCUUGAUCUGGCUGAAAUCUAUUACAAUGAUUUCCUACAACGGUGUUCUGAGUAUGAACUCACAGAAGCGCCCAAGAAAUCCGAUAGUAAUAAUACAGUAGCAGAAAGCAAUGGUAAUAAUGGACAAGACGAGUUGGCAAGUCUUCUCCGUGCCGCUCAUUCAAGGAACGAUAAAAUUGCCCAGUUCCGCAAGAAGAAAGAACUGGAUGAGCAAAUCAAACUUCUCCACCAUGCCGUACGCAACGAAAGCAUCGAUGAUGAAGUUAAACGUGACUUCUUUAUCAAAUUCAUAAACCGGAGUAUCAUUGAAUCCAAUGAAGAGCUAGACAGCUUGAAGUUGGAGAAGCAAAUGGUGCAAAUGCGAGCGGCACAAAUUGCAAGCGGUCCAUCUAAGAAAGUAAAAGCUCAAGCUCCUCCCAGACCACCAAUGAAACCAUUCAUCAUCACCCGGGAUAACACACAAAAGGCAGUCUUUGGAAUGGGCUAUCCCAGUUUGCCGGUAAUGACUGUGGGAGAGUUCUACCAUCAGCGUGUUCACGAGGGUAUCUUUCCGAAUGAGGAACAAGUCCAGGAGAUGAACAAACAACAGCAUCUUGCGAGGACGGCCGAUCCCAACGAAAAGGAGGACGAAGAAAAGGCAGCCAAUGAGAUUCUGGAAGAGAACGAUGAUCCAGAGUAUCUACAGAGACAGCGCGGUAUGGAUGAGUACAAGGAUGUAGUGCGUAGGGGCGAUGGCAAUCGCCAUAAUCGCAGCUAGGUUUAAAAUUUCUUUUUUUUUUAUUUAAUCUCCACGAUAUAUUUAAUAAAAUUAUAAAUAUUUGUAUAA